Molecule: messenger RNA, 8767 nt
Organism: Nomascus leucogenys (northern white-cheeked gibbon)
Lineage: Eukaryota; Metazoa; Chordata; Mammalia; Primates; Hylobatidae
Gene: AGFG1
Product: ArfGAP with FG repeats 1
Cellular component (GO): cytoplasmic vesicle
Molecular function (GO): GTPase activator activity
Source: RefSeq, a predicted model, not a curated record
UCCCCUUCCUCGUCUUCUCCCCUCAGGAGAAGUCGGGAAGGUGGCGGCGGCGGCGGCGGUUGUCCCGGCUGGGCCGGUUGGUGUGGCCCGUCAGCCCGUGUACCACAGCGCCCGCGCCGCGUCGAACCCAGUACAGCCAAGCCGCUGCGGCCGGGUCCGGCGCGGGCGGCGCGCGCUGACGGAGGGCGGCGGCCGCGGCCAGGGCGGCCCGUGGGACCGCGGGCCCCCGGCGCAGCGCCGCCCGGCUCCCAGCCCUGCCGGCCUCCUCCCUUGGCGCCGCGGCCAUGGCGGCCAGCGCGAAGCGGAAGCAGGAGGAGAAGCACCUGAAGAUGCUGCGGGACAUGACCGGCCUCCCGCACAACCGAAAGUGCUUCGACUGCGACCAGCGCGGCCCCACCUACGUUAACAUGACGGUCGGCUCCUUCGUGUGUACCUCUUGCUCAGGCAGCCUGCGAGGAUUAAAUCCACCACACAGGGUGAAAUCUAUCUCCAUGACAACAUUCACACAACAGGAAAUAGAAUUCUUACAAAAACAUGGAAAUGAAGUCUGUAAACAGAUUUGGCUAGGAUUAUUUGAUGAUAGAUCUUCAGCAAUUCCAGACUUCAGGGAUCCACAAAAAGUGAAAGAGUUUCUACAAGAAAAGUAUGAAAAGAAAAGAUGGUAUGUCCCGCCAGAACAAGCCAAAGUCGUGGCAUCAGUUCAUGCAUCUAUUUCAGGGUCCUCUGCCAGUAGCACAAGCAGCACACCUGAGGUCAAACCACUGAAAUCUCUUUUAGGGGAUUCUGCACCAACACUGCACUUAAAUAAGGGCACACCUAGUCAGUCCCCAGUUGUAGGUCGUUCUCAAGGGCAGCAGCAAGAGAAGAAGCAAUUUGACCUUUUAAGUGAUCUCGGCUCAGACAUCUUUGCUGCUCCAGCUCCUCAGUCAGCAGCUACAGCCAAUUUUGCUAACUUUGCACAUUUCAACAGUCAUGCAGCUCAGAAUUCUGCAAAUGCAGAUUUUGCAAACUUUGAUGCAUUUGGACAGUCUAGUGGUUCGAGUAAUUUUGGAGGUUUCCCCACAGCAAGUCACUCUCCUUUUCAGCCCCAAACUACAGGUGGAAGUGCUGCAUCAGUAAAUGCUAAUUUUGCUCAUUUUGAUAACUUCCCCAAAUCCUCCAGUGCUGAUUUUGGAACCUUCAAUACUUCCCAGAGUCAUCAAACAGCAUCAGCUGUUAGUAAAGUUUCAACGAACAAAGCUGGUUUACAGACUGCAGACAAAUAUGCAGCACUUGCUAAUUUAGACAAUAUCUUCAGUGCCGGGCAAGGUGGUGAUCAGGGAAGUGGCUUUGGGACCACAGGUAAAGCUCCUGUUGGUUCUGUGGUUUCAGUUCCCAGUCAGUCAAGUGCAUCUUCAGACAAGUAUGCAGCUCUGGCAGAACUAGACAGCGUUUUCAGUUCCGCAGCCACCUCCAGUAAUGCGUAUACUUCCACAAGUAAUGCUAGCAGCAAUGUUUUUGGAACAGUGCCAGUGGGUGCUUCUGCACAGACACAGCCUGCUUCAUCAAGUGUGCCUGCUCCAUUUGGAGCUACGCCUUCCACAAAUCCAUUUGUUGCUGCUGCUGGUCCUUCUGUGGCAUCUUCUACAAAUCCAUUUCAGACCAAUGCCAGAGGAGCAACAGGCCUUUCUGGAGCAAUGCAUUCUCAAGUGUUUCCUCACGCUCAUUUUGCGGCAACCUUUGGCACUGCAUCCAUGAGCAUGCCCACGGGAUUCGGCACUCCUGCUCCCUAUAGUCUUCCCACCAGCUUUAGUGGCAGCUUCCAGCAGCCUGCCUUUCCAGCCCAAGCAGCUUUCCCUCAACAGACAGCUUUUUCUCAACAGCCCAAUGGUGCAGGUUUUGCAGCAUUUGGACAAACAAAGCCAGUGGUAACCCCUUUUGGUCAAGUUGCAGCUGCUGGAGUAUCUAGUAAUCCUUUUAUGACUGGUGCACCAACAGGACAGUUUCCAACAGGAAGCUCAUCAACCAAUCCUUUCUUAUAGCCUUACAUAGACAAUUUACUGGAACGAACUUUUAUGUGGUCACAUUACAUCUCUCCACCUCUUGCACUGUUGUCUUGUUUCACUGAUCUUAGCUUUAAACACAAGAGAAGUCUUUAAAAAGCCUGCAUUGUGUAUUAAACACCAGGUAAUAUGUGCAAAACCGAGGGCUCCAGUAACACCUUUUAACCUGUGAAUUGGCAGAAAAGGGUAGCAGUAUCAUGUAUAUUAAAAUUGGCUAAUAUUAAGUUAUUGCAGAUACCACAUUCAUUAUGCUGCAGUACUGUACAUAUUUUUCUUAGAAAUUAGCUAUUUGUGCAUAUCAGUAUUUGUAACUUUAACACAUUGUUAUGUGAGAAAUGUUACUGGGGAAAUAGAUCAGCCACUUUUAAGGUGCUGUCAUAUAUCUUGGAACGAAUGACCUAAAAUCAUUUUAACCAUUGCUACAGGAAAGUUACAGAGUCAAAAUUGGAAGGUUUUAUUCAUUCUUGAAUUUUUCCUUUCUAAAGAGCUCUUCUAUUUAUACAUGCCUAAAUUCUUUUAAAAUGUAGAGGGAUACCUGUCUGCAUAAUAAAGCUGAUCAUGUUUUGCUACAGUUUGCAGGUGAAAAAAAAUAAAUAUUAUAAAAUAUGCUAUUGUUUUUGUGUUCUUGCUGCAAUGCCUUUACCAAAGUGGCCUUAAAUAUGAGGAGUGAAUUGAGAACAUCUUGAAUUCUUAAAAGACUUCUUAGUGACUUUUUAUAAAAAGGCCAUGUAGAAAAUUUAUUAAAACUACUGUGACUGCUACAUUCAGGAAUAUGCCAGUGGUAAAGCAUUUAAAUGUAGCUUGUCAGAUUUACCAUAAUCCUACUAAUUUCUUUGCAGCUUAUUAAUUUUGUGAAAUUUGUAUAUAUGAAGAAUUUGCAUGUAUGUGUAUUUACAAAUUUUUCUAAGUAUCUUGAAUUCUCAGACUGCAAAAGGCCUAUUUUAACUAUUGAUUUUUUUAAAAAAAAUUUGUCUUUGAAUGUAUUGGAAGUAGACAUGCAUUAACUGUGACAUUAUUGCACCUGUUUUUUUCUUUCUUUUUUUGGGCAAACUGAUAUUGUCUAUAGGAUAUUUGUUUAUGUUUGUUUUUUGGCGGAAAGAAACUGGAACUCAGUGUUACCUUAAAGUGAUGGAAUACUUUGUUUUAAAGGAAAAGAUAAUAAGUUUAGUUAUAUCUUUUUGUUAAUAUUCAAAUGAACUCGUUUAAGUAUCUAUGUACAGUAAUGCCUCAUUCAUCUAGAGGUAAUCUGGCAGUUUUGUGAAAAUCCAACACAACUCAGAAACUUGGAAUCGUUUUUUUAAAAAAUGCCUCUGAGCAACCCAUAUAAGUCACAAAGUCUGUGUGUUAGAGCUUAUGCAUUUGUUUUUAUGAGAGAUUUUAAUAAAUUUAAUUAUUUGCUUGUCCGGACUAUAGCAUAUUAGCUGUUUAGAAGGGAUGGCUUGAAAGGAAGGAGACUGAAAAAAACUCUGAGGAGCAUACACUGUCCAAGGCCAUUAGUGUAAGGACCGCUAGCCGGCCUAGAGGACAUCACUAUGCUACAUCAUCUGAUGAUCGUUCUUUAUUAUGCCUCUAGGUAAUUAAGUAAAGGUGAAAUUGCAUACACAGAUAUGUAGUACAUAUUUUAAAAGUUUUAUCUUAAAUUGAUUAAAACUUUUUAAAAAGCUUUGGUAUUAAAAGAGGUAAACAUCAGUUUCCUCAAACAUUUUAUUCAUGUUGAAUGCCUUUUUGCAAUGAUGACUGAGUUGUUAUCAUAGUAUUUUAAAACCUGUACAGUGUUUUAGACUUGUUAAAACAUUGCUGUCUAGUGUACAUCUAGCUAAAAGUGUGGUUUAUCUAAACCGUUUUAAUAAGCAAGAUGACUGGGAAAUCUCUGCCCCUUUUCUGAGCAGUAUGCCUCUUCUUUUAGAAUUAAAUGAAUGCUGCACAGGUCCAGAUGUGUGUUGAUGUAGACUUGCAAUGUCUCCACAUUUUGGAGGACUUCCUCAGCCCUUUUCAUAAUAUAUUUGAAUUUCUGUUUUAGAUUGUAUCGGGUCCCAGUUGAUUCAUGUGUACAAAGUUAUGCUACCUAGUUACAGGCCAUUACCCAAAUAUCCUACCAGGCUUUCCAUCUGAGUAGUAAAUUAAACAGUUGUUAUCAAAAUAAUUUUAAAGACUAUUUCUUUUUCUGGGUAACUAUUGAAGUUUGUAAUUAAAUGGGAGCUCUUACUGACUUUAAAUUAGCACUUACAAAAUAAAAAUGUUUAGUUCAAGAAGAGACCCAAGCUGGGUAUGGUGGUAUGAGAGCCUGUGAGUCCUAGCUACCUGGAGGUGAGGUGGGAACAUCACUUGAGCCCAGGAGUUGGAGGCUGCAGUGCGCUACGAUCACACCACUGCACACCAGCCUGGGAAUAGAGUGAGAUCCUAUCUCUAAAAAAUGAAAAAAAAGAAGAGAGAUAGCUUUAAAGUGGUUUGUCUCGUGAUAUUCACUGUUUAUUAUUAAGGAAAAUCAGCUUUCGUUAGACUUUUACAUUCAGAUUUAUUCUAGUUUUAUAUAGACCAUCAAAAUUAUGUUGAGUACUAAAAAGGAGAAAAAAUCCUGGAAGGUAACAAGGCUGAAGACCUUCAAAUUUCCUGGCUUACUGGUUUAGUCACAUCAUUUUUCCUGUUCAGGUAUCUGCAGCUGUCCCUUUUCAGGAAAGAUCUGUUUUUAGGAUGGCAAACUUUUGACAUAGUUUAAAGACAUUUUUUCCUCAUUUUUUGAAAUAGAGAAUAUUUUAUUAUUUUUGUGAAAAUAGAGUUUUGGUUAUCACUUUCUUCCUUAAAAUAAGUCCUUCUGUUAAUUUGUAAAAGCACAUUAGUGCUUUACCUGUGAAAUUCCCUGCCCCCUGCACACACACCCACUUUAGUACAGUUCCCGUCAAUUGGCAACAUGGAGAGGCUGACCUGGCUGCUGCUUUACCACUGUACCAACGUCUCUGGAGCAUUUUAGUUUCAGAACCUUAACACUUAUGAAGAUCCCCAAACAGCUUUGUUGAUAUAGCUUGUAUCUCUGAGAAUUCACUGUAUUAAAAUUAAUACUGAGAUAUUUUUCAAACAUGUUUAUUUAUUUAAAUAUAACAGUAAUAAACUAAUAACUUGCUAACAUAAAUACCAUUUUUGAUAAAAAUAACUUUUCCAAAACAAAAACUAAUGAAAACAGGAACAUUGUUUUACAUUUUAUGCAUUUAAAAAAAUCUGGCUUAAUAAAAGCAGUGAGAUUUUCAUACUGCUUUUGCAUUCCAACUUAAAAAUUACACAGCAUACACACACUGGAAAACUCCACUGUGCACUUGUGAGAUCAUGAGAAUGAAAACUGUAUAAUGUCUCAGUAGUACAAUGAAAAUAGUUUGACUUUUCACAGCCUUUCAAAGAAAGGGUUGUAGGGGCCCUUAAGGGUCUCCAGACUCUUUGAGAACCACUAUACUUUAAAUUUGUGUAUUUCUAGAACAGUAUUUACUUGCAGGGCAAACAUAACUACUUACUGGGUUUUUUUUGUUUGCUAGUGAGAAGAACUGAAAUUGCAGACUUUUUAACACGAAUUCAAGGUAAUAGUAGCAGUGGUAUUAUGGGCUGUGUAUGAGAUAGUCAUUUGCAAAACAGUUUUCAUAUUUCAUCUCUUACAGUCCCUGCAGUGGACCUAUACUUUUAGGACGAAAGGAGCAAAGCAUAGAGAGGUUAAGCUAGUGGCAGCUUUUGCUCUGGGGAAUAGAUUUGGAUUAAAUGCUAUCACAUUUAUAUAUGAAUGCAUUCUUUCUUAAUAUUUUGAAAUUCUGAACAAGUUACGUUCUAUAUCUUGUAUAUCUAAAAAAACUUUAAUCACUUGAAUUCCUUUCAUAAUUUGAUGAAAUCAGUACAGUUUAUUCUUGGAUUUUUUUUUUUAACUUUAGAAGUAAAUUAAUAUGGUAACUAGUGGAGCGUGCUUUAAAUUGAAGACUCAUCUGAAGUAUCACAGACUCCUGUUUUUUAAAGCAUUCCACCUUUAUUGAUACAGUUUGUGGCCUAUAUACUUUUAAAAUUUACUUUUUAAAAGGUGGUAUUAAAAUUUGUAUUUAAUUAACCUGUUGUAUUCAUCCUCAUUAGUUAAGUUUUUCUUUUUAUAUUUUAAAACUUAGUGACAUUAAACUUUUCACGUGGUUGUUUGUGAACAAAUGAAUAUAUAACCACGAUGUAAUCCAGUGUUGUGCUGCUGAAUGUUUAACAGCCAUCUUUCAUGAAAGAAAAAAGGCCCUGUUUUGUAGUGUUUACUAAUAUUUAUGGUAUAAAUACUGUCUUCAUGGUGAUUUUACCUGUCAAUCUGAUGUCCUUAAGUGCAGUUUGAUGAAAGAGAUAGCCAACCAGUGGCUCUCCCAAGCCUUUGCAAACCAGCCUCAGCACAGCAAAGGACAUACAGUUCCACAACUCAUUAAUUAAAUGUAUUGGUCAUUUGAUGAUUAUAUCCAGUAUUUGAAGAGCUUUUAUAUUGUUAAUUCAUUUAGCAAGCAUUUGAACACUUGCUUAUUUUUAGAGAUAUACUGGGCUCUGAGAUAUUUAAUCUGCAAAGACCCAAGUAUUGUGAACCUUGGUUUUAAAAAGUCCAAUUAUUGUGCUCUUUAUAGGGGUUGCACAUUCAAGGCUUACACUGAAUUGUGUCUGCAGUUCUGUUUUGUGUGACCAGCACAGUGUUUUAAAAUGUUGCAUCCUGAAUCCAUCUUUUUAAAAUGGGACAUGUACUCUUAAGGUGGCCACUAGCUUACCACUCCCAAUUUUUCUUAGUCUCAAACAUUCACAUGCUUUUCAAAGCCUUUGAGUUGGCAAAUCCUGAAUAUAUAGUGAAGGUAGGAAAUGGCUCUUCUUAUGCCACAUCUUAGUCUGAUUUUGAAGUCAGUUGUGUAAGUUUGGGCUGACAGUGGUAUUUUCCAGUGAAGACUAUUGCCAAGAAUGCAUAUCAUUCUGCUUAUUUUAUUCUAGUGGAUAAAAAUUCAACGUAUAUUUAAGUGUAUUUUUGACAUCUGUGCUUGUCCAACACAGGGCUAUAGGGACUGAUGAAAAGAGAAUGUUAUGAUUUGAGGUUUUAUAAAAAAGAAUACAAGGAUCCUGGAUAAAAUAUUUUAGAUGGUGAUUAAAAUGCCCAUAGAUUAAUUUUUUAAUUGGUUCUCUGAAAUCUUGAGAUGUUAUCCAAGUUACAAUUUAAGCAAUGAGAGUAAAAUUUGAAUUCUAAAUUCUCAGCAUCUUCCCUCAAUCUUGAGUGGAGAGACAGAGGAAGCAGACGCCAAGGAGCCUUCUAAUUUUGACUAUAUGAUCAUUAACUAAAGGCAGCAAGGGAUUGUAAACUAAUCUUAUAUAGUCAAUGUUUCAUAGAAUGCUUUGGUUACAAUCAGGUUUUUUAAAGACUUUAAAGGUUUUUUGUAUGUUAUAUGCUUAUGAUUUCUAAAAAUUAUGCAGUAUACACAAAGGGCAUAAAGUCAAAAAGUAUGUCUCCUUCUGUGACUUUAUUCUCACACCCCAGAGGUAUAUAAUUUCUUGUAUUCUUGUAUAGUCUUUAAGAAAUGUUAUCAUUUAUUUUAUAUAUGGCUCUCUCUAUAUAUGCCUCUUCCUGUUCUUCCUUAUUUUAAAUGUUCAAUUUUGUGACUUGGUUCUUGUUUAACUUGGUUGUCUUUCUAUAUUGCCACAUCCAGCUCUAACUCAUUAUUUUAAUGUCUCCAGGAUUCCAUUAUAUGGAUGUCCCUUUGGGAGAACAUUUGUUUAUAGACUUUUCUACUAAAAAUAUUGUUACAAUGAUAAUAUCCUUAUGCAUAUAUGAAGAUUACUCUUGAUUCUGCCUGACUGGAAACUUUAUUAAUAAAGUAGACAUCAUUCUAUUUUGAGGCUCACCAGCUGUGUAGGUAUGAUCUUGUGCUUCCAUUUAAGAAAUUCUUUCAUUUAAAGAAGAAAAAAAAAUCUCUCUAAUUGACUAUCUGAAGAUAUAUGAAAAAUCCUAUGCUUUUAAAUUAAACUGUUAAGGCAAUCAGUUCAUUGAAAGAUUGUGCAAGUUCACAUCUAUUUUGCACCUUAAUUUUUUCAUUGUCCCUACUCAUGACUAAAAAGUGCAUGGCUUGGGGCUAUACUUUGUUUUGCAAUUUGUUGGUAUUGUGCCUUUCCUUAUCUACAUUAGCUUAGACUAUACCUUAUUUUUAAGAAGGGAAAGUGGAAAUUAACUAUGGCCAAAUCUAUUUUGGCACAACCAAAUUUGUUCAUUAUUCAAAAUUAGCUUCCUAUGCUUUGGAAAAAAUGUGAGUUAUUACUCUGAAAGUUCUGAUUCUGAUUCCUCGUGGUUUGGAGCUCAGAAAUUUCUUAACAUGUCUUUGCUGUUAGUCAAGCACAGGAUUUGUUUCCUGCAAAAGUUUAUUUUCAAUGAAGAAUACUUGUCCUAAUAGCUGAUAAAAAGUACCUUUGCACUUUAAAUCCUAGGAAUAGGGAACAAGGAAACUUACUGAGAAGUUCAAAAGAAAGAAUAACAGGACCUUCUAGUCAGCAGGGCAUGUUUGGAAAAUGUUAAUACGCCAUGAUUUUUGAAGACCAAUUUUAGUUCAGGAGGUAGUUUUAAAUAUUGGAUGAAAACGUACAGGGUGUUCAGUAUUCAUUUCUGAAAUACUUUAGUAUAAUAGAUAAAUUUGGUUAAGUUCUUGUUCAUUGUGAAAUACUGUUGGAAGAAUUUUUUUCAAAAUAAAGACUUCUGAAUUUAUGUACCA